GUACCAACUGGAGAAAAUAGAAUUAUAGUUCGACAGCUCACUUCAAUCAGUGUAUACUGAAACCAAUCUAAACACAACAUGUUCGCUAAAUUGAUUUGUUUCGCCGCCCUGGCCAUCUCUUGCGCCCUCGCCAAGCCGGGAGUCGUAGCUCCGUUUGCUUACUCUGCCCCACUAGUGGCCGCUCCAGGUCCAGCUUUUGUGACCGCUCAGAGCUCUCAAGUGGUGGCCCGUAACUACAACGGAAUCGCUCCUCUGGCUUACACCGCUGCCGUGGCUGCUCCUGUGGCUUACACCGCUCCGGUUGCCAAAGUCGCCGCUCCUCUGGCCUACGCAGCUCCAGUGGCCAAGGUCGCUGCACCAGUAGCAUACGCCCCGGCUGGCCCAUUGGCUUACACUGCGUCUCCUUAUGCCGCUCCGUUUGCGGCUCCAUACGCUGCUCAAUACGCUGCUCCAUACGCUGCUCCAUAUGCUGCUCCUUUCGCCUCUCCGUAUGCGUCGCCAUACGCUGCCUACCGUUACAACCCGUACGUGCUGUAAGUGGAUGAUUAGGCAAUAAGGACUGAAUAUGUGGUACUGAAUAAUGAGAGCAGGCUCUACAAACAAUGGAACACGUGAUGUUAUUGUUACUGCAGUAUUAAGUAAGCUAAGGUCGGAGAAAUACAAAUCAAUUUGAAUCGAAAAA
Armigeres subalbatus is the source of this 682-nucleotide messenger RNA. Its product is annotated as cuticle protein 67-like. The record is from RefSeq and is a predicted model, not a curated record. The transcript is spliced from 2 exons. NCBI's taxonomy places the organism in Eukaryota, Metazoa, Arthropoda, Insecta, Diptera, Culicidae. Bases 79 to 537 code for a protein of 152 amino acids.